This is a messenger RNA of Podarcis muralis (Common wall lizard), 1698 nucleotides long. Lineage: Eukaryota; Metazoa; Chordata; Lepidosauria; Squamata; Lacertidae. The record is from RefSeq and is a predicted model, not a curated record.
CUCUCAGCAGAGCAUUUCCAAGGAUCGUGCAAAUGGCUUUCACCGAGAAAGACUUCUAUGCUGGACAUUUCAAUCCAAAAGACUAUUUGGACACCUAUUACACCUUCAGCUCUGCAAAAGAACACGAGAAUGGCUUUUUGAUUUUCUAUCUGAAAAAUCUCCACCAGGCAUUCAUUUUAGAUGACAUAAAAGGGGACACCCUGAUUGAUAUCGGAAGUGGACCGACCAUCUACCAGUUCCUCUCAGCUUGUGAGUCCUUUGGAGAAAUCAUCGCCACAGAUUAUUGUGAACAGAACUGGGAGGAGAUGCAACGAUGGCUAAGGAAGGAGCCAGGAGCUUUCGACUGGAGCCCGGUGGUGAAAUAUGUGUGCGAGCUGGAGGGUAACAGGGAAAAGUGGGAAGAGAAGGAAGAGAAGGUCCGAAGAGCCAUCAAGCAGAUACUGAAAUGUGAUGUGACCCAGCCAAGCCCAUUGGGCCCUGUGUCUCUGCCUCCCGCAGACUGCUUGCUGUCCUCCUUGUGCCUGGAAUCGGCCUGCAAAGACCUGCCCACCUUCCGCUCUGCUCUCAAGAACAUCAGUUCCCUUGUCAAACCAGGGGGGCACCUCGUCUUAUGCUCCAUCCUAGAAGAAACCUACUACAAGGUGGGCCAGCAGCCCUUCUCCUGCCUCUACUUGGAGCGGGCAUCUGUGGAGGAAGCCCUCAAGGGGGCAGGCUUUGCUGUCAAGUGGCUCAAUGAGACCAAGAUCAACUUGCCGCUCUCUGUGACGGACGCAAAGGCGGUCUGCGUUGCAGUGGCCCAGAAAUGCCAGAAUUGAAGUAAAGAGCACUGAAAGAAAAGCAGGGCAAAGCAGGAAAUAUUUUGUGGUGGAAUUUGCAAAAAAGUAUUAGUUAUUUCUUUAGAACUUUUAUUUAUGCGACAACAGCAGCUAAAAUAUUAUAUGCACAGAAAUGGAAAGAAGAGAAGGUUCCACCGAAGGAGGAGUAGCUUUUAGAUUUAAUGGACUAUGCAGAAAUGGCAAUGCUGACAGCGAAAUUAAGAGAUCAAGAUGAUGAACUUUUUAUAGAAGAAUGGAAGCCUUUCAUGGACUAUUUAGAAAAAGAUUACACUCAAAUGAAAUUGUGGGCAGGAUUUGAGAUUAAAUAAAUUAUAGUAUAUGCUUUGAUAGAGAGUCUACAUGUCAAGAGUUGUAAAAAAGUUAAAACAGAGUGUGAAAAGACCUUGUUGGGAGAAUCUGUUUACUCAGAUUGUAAGUGUCAAGAAUGUUUGCACAGAAAGAACUCAGCUUUGAGUUUGCCUGGCAGCCAGUAGGCACCCUAUUCUUCCUGCUGAAUCAGGCAUCUAAUUCUGAUCAUGCAGACAUUUUUUUCCUCCAAGAACCUGAAUUAGUCUUCAUCCACACUUCCACUUUUCCCACCACUUCUCUCUCCCCUCCCCCCCGAAAAGUUGCUGUUUACUGCUGAAUUAGAUCAUUGCUUCUCCUGCAGAUUAGCGUUUGUUCUGAUUCAGUAGUAAACAGCAAGGAAUGUGGCAAGGCAAGUGGAAAACCUCUUAGAGCACAGGCUUAGAAAACGACAGAAUAAGUGGAAAUGUGGACAAGCCCUGUGUAAUUUAUAGGCCUGUAGACUCCAUUUUGCAUGCCCUCCAACAUUUCUCCGAUGAAAAUAGGGACGUCCAAUUGCAUAUUGAGAAUUUUACUA